Molecule: messenger RNA, 1417 nt
Organism: Raphanus sativus (radish)
Lineage: Eukaryota; Viridiplantae; Streptophyta; Magnoliopsida; Brassicales; Brassicaceae
Product: basic leucine zipper 25
Exons: 7
Coding region: 47-1162 (371 amino acids)
Biological process (GO): regulation of DNA-templated transcription
Molecular function (GO): DNA-binding transcription factor activity
Source: RefSeq, a predicted model, not a curated record
AUCUAAGGAGAUUUGUGUUUGGUGAGAGAGAGAGAGAGAGAUAGCGAUGAAGUCUGGUUUCUCCGCCGAUGAUUCCACCGAUUCUUUCUGCCCACCACCACAACCAUCACCACCACCGUCUCCGCCUCAAGCUCAGGGAGAAGGCUUGACCAGAAGUCAGUCGGAGUGGGCCUUCCAGAUGCUUCUGGAAGAGAUAUCAGGGAGUUCCAUCUCCUCUACUGACAACGCAACCGGACGCUCUUCUCCGCAUGUCCAGUCUGAGUCGUCCGUUUCAAAACCAGAAGAACCUUCUUCUGACGACGUCGUCGAGAUACAAAAGCCGCCGCACAAUGGGAGUCGGAACCGUACUCCUUCUUCGUCAUCUGUUGACGAGAUGGAUCCUAAAUUCCUCGAGAGCAAGCUUGAACUCGCCUGCGCUGCCGCCGUUGCGCUUCGUAUGGUGGGUACUGUGACGCCGGAAUAUUCGAGUGCAUUGAAGCAGGUUUCUCCGGUUGGAUCUCAAACUCAAGGUCCACAAAUGUCGCCUGCUGUUUCAUCCGUUAGUGAUGCUCCCUCAUUGGACACCCAGAAACAACAGGAUAUUCAGUCCAGGCUAGCUACCAGUGUUUCAGAUGAUUCUGAUGACGACGAUCCUGAUGGAGAGACGGUCACAACAGUAAAUGCUGAUGAUCCUACCGAUGUAAAGCGUGCUAGGAGGAUGCUUUCAAACCGAGAAUCCGCUAGGCGCUCUAGAAGAAGGAAGCAAGAACAUAUGAGUGACCUUGCUUCACAGGUUGGUCAAUUACGCGAUGAGCAUUCAACUUUGCUUAAGCGUCUUGGUGCCAUGAAUCAGAAGGUUAGCACCGCUGUUGUCGAUAACAGAGUCUUAAAAGCUGAACUCGAGACAAUGAGAACAAAGGUGAAGAUGGCAGAAGACACUGUGAAAAGAAUGACAGGAAUCAACCCUAUGGUCUUGGCAACGCCCUACAGCGUAAGAUUCGAUAGGACACUGAUGGAUUCUUCUCAGCCAAACUUGAAUCAGCCCGAUAUGAUUCCAAAUCAAGGAUCAGAUAACGAGAGCUUUGCAAGCAACACGGUUGUUACUUUGGAAACCAGUUGCAUUGCUUUUGAAACUCUGCCGCAUUGGGAUCUGGAAGCAGGGGAAAAUAAACCGCAAGAGUGAAAUGAGCUGGAUUUGAGAUAUAACUAGGAUGCAACUUGAACAAAUGUGGUGGAUGGAGCCAAAAAGUGGAGAAAAGGUGUGUUGUUAAAUCAUUGUUGGACAAUUUAAUUAUUGGAAACAAAUCGUAUGGAACAGGAAAAAAAACUACAAGUGUUAUCAAAUGUUGUGUAGCCUUUUACUUUGGGUAUGAUUAUGACAGAUCCUGAUUUAUAUGGUACUUCGAUUAGAGUUUUAUUGCUAUCGCUAUCGCUAUCA